GGUAAUAUUCAGAUAUUCUUUCCCAAUGUUAAGGGUUCAAUUUUGUUUUGAUCAACUAGACUAUAUAAGAAGACCUUUGUAUCGCUCUCAAAACGCCUUUGCACGUUUCACUUGUUCUCGCAACGAUGAAGAAGUUGUUGGAUAGCACAAACACCAAGUUGAAUAGAGCUCUCCAGAAAACAAAUGAAGCAAUAGGAAGAGCUGAAAAAACAGAGUUCGACGAAGAGUUCAUUGCUCUGGUUUCGCAGGCCGAAUUAACACAUGAAGCAACAAGGAAAAUAAUGGAAGCCAUUGAGCUGUGGAUCAACCCAUGUGUUUCUAGGAAAAUCGAGGAUGUCGCGAGCAAGGUAGAAAGUUUGGUUACUGAUAAUAAGGCUUACUGGUUGAAAGUUCCAGCAAAGUUACCUGCUGAACAUUUUGGAGAGACACUAGUCAGUGUUGCUAUGGAUGUUGGCGUUAACACUCAAUAUGGUGAGGCAUUGAAGAAAUGCGGCGAGUAUGGUCGCAGCGUGGCAGCAGCUGAACACCGAAGGAAUUCAUUGCUGGAAAAGAAAACACUGACUGUACUGCAUCAAUUCCUAACGGUGGACUGGCCUGACAUUCAAAAGGAACGUAGCCAUCUAGAGUCAUAUCGUUUGGACUAUGACAAAUUAAGAAGUAAAGUUAAGAACAGUGAAAAUCCAGAUGCCACUACUCUGGCAAACAUGGAGAAAGCUAAAGGUGUUCUUGACAAACAGCUGGAAGUGACAAGAGCUAAAUUAGAGAGAAUAAAGACAGUGAAUCAGUCCAAUUUGGUGGCAAUAAAAGAGCUGAUAGCUGCACAGAGAAACUAUUUCAGUGAAUGCAGAGAAAAGACUGAAGAGUUGGCCGCUGAGCUAGAGAAAUCUUAAAAUGCUCUUCUCACUAUAUGCCAAUAUUGUUGCAGUGUGUGCAGUUUGCAAUUGCAAACAAACAAGACGCAUGUCUAUUUUUCUGGUGCCUAUAUAAACUGAUUACAUUAUGCUUAUUUUUACAAUUGAAUUCAGUAUAACCUUCGUGUGUGUAUAUGGUGUGGGUUUACUACUAUAUUCCUUCCUUUCUUUCUUAUUUAUUAUGUUUUCUCUUUUUUUUGCUCAUCUCCUAUGCCUUUGACAACUUUCCACUUUUGUUUGUUUGAAGUUGUUCAAAAGUGUCCUCUUGUUCCACUUGGUUAAUUCUUUCCAACGGAACAGUAUAGUCUACAAUUCCAAGCUUCUUCUUUUCCUUCUUUAUUUCUUUAUCUCUUUGGAUUUCUGUAUGCCUACGCAUGCAUCUUGUAUGCUUUUUUGGUUUAUGGACAAAAGGAAUUUUUUUUAAGGAACAUAUAUCUGCAUUGGGUAAAAAA
Messenger RNA from Trichobilharzia szidati, 1363 nucleotides. Lineage: Eukaryota; Metazoa; Platyhelminthes; Trematoda; Strigeidida; Schistosomatidae. The record is from the annotation of a GenBank genome assembly.